AUGAGGGAAUGGAGCUUGGAAAAUGAGGUGGAAAGAUUCGUGAGCGAGGCGAGGAAAAGACAAGAUAAAAAGGACAAAACAAAUGAAGAAUGGAGAAGACAAGAAAAAGAAAAGCUCAUUGAAGAAAAGCCAAAAAAAAUUAAUGGAAAUGAGCUGGAGGAAGAACUAAAAGAAAGGAAGCAAAAAAGGUUAAAAAUUGGUAUGAAUGAGGUAGAAAAAGCUGCCACAAUGAUGGAAGAAAACGAGAUUGUUGUGCUAGUGGAGACAUGGGUAAUGGAAGAUAAGGUGGAAAUAACAUGUGAGAGGCUGAGCAAAGAAUUCAAAUGGUGGGCGAAGCCUGCGACGAGAGAGAAACAGAGAGGAAGAGCAAAGGGAGGUCAUAUUAUUGGGAUAAAAAAAAAUUGCAAAUUAAAAUGGGACAUCAGGGAAUGGAAAUACGGAAUGAUGUUGGAAGAAAGUAAGGAAAGUGAAAGUAUAAUCACAGUGUAUAACAAUGUAGGAAUGAGCAAAUUAGAAACGGAGCUAAGAAGGCAGAUAGAAGAAUGUGCAAACAGGGACGAAAGUGUGAUGAUCAUUGGGGACUUUAAUGCGAGAAUCGGAGAAGAAAACGUAACAGGAGAGGACGAAGGCAGAAUGUGUGAUGAGUUAGGACUUUGCGUAUGGAAUGGUAGAGCAAGAGGAGAUGAAGGUGGGGAAAUAACUUACGUCGGGGGAGACGAAGAGAGUUUAGGAUCAGUAAUUGACCUUAUACUAACGCUGGACAGAGGCGAUGAGCAAGAAAUAGAGGUAAAAGUGGUGGAAAGAAUAGAGUCAGAUCAUCUACCAGUGUUGGCGAGAUAUAAGGUAAAGAGAAAUGAGGAAGAGGGUAAGGAAGGAAGCUGCAUGUCAGAGGAGGAAGAGCAGGAAGAAAUUGGAGCAAAUAAGCUGAUCUGGAAGAAAGAAAAAAUACAGGAGUAUGCAGAAGCAACGCAGGAAGCACUGACAGAAGCAGUAGAGGAAAAAAACGAGCUUAAGUGGGAGGAUAUAAAGGAAAUAGUAAGAAAAGGGGCUGAAAAAACGGGGAUGGUGAUGAAAGGAAAGAAGGACAAAGAUACAAAGGAGAAAAAAAAGUGGUACAAUAUCGAGGGUAAAAAAAAAGAAAAGAAGUUCAGAGGAACAAAGAAAAGAGCUGCAAGCAACAGCAUAAAAGCAAAACAAUGGGAAAAGCACUUUAGUGAUCUGCUGAAUGGGGAAGGCAAUGAAGAAUCGGAAGAGGAAGAAAAUGAGCCGUGGAAAGGAGAAGGUAGUAAUGAACGAUCAGAGGAGCCGAAGCUCGAUGAAAACUCCAGCAGGAGAGAAGUGAAAGCCGCAAUAAGAAAGCUCGGGAAUCACAAAGCUCCAGGGGAAGACGGGAUGGCAGCAGAAUUUAUAAAGAACAGUGCACCAGAUGUCAUUGAAUGGAUAGGCGAAAUUAUAAAUAGAAUAUGGGACGAAGGAAGUAUGCCAGAAUGA
This is a messenger RNA of Microplitis demolitor, 1491 nucleotides long. RefSeq names its product golgin subfamily A member 6-like protein 22. The record is from RefSeq and is a predicted model, not a curated record. The transcript is spliced from 4 exons. Lineage: Eukaryota; Metazoa; Arthropoda; Insecta; Hymenoptera; Braconidae. The coding region runs from base 1 to 1491 and encodes 496 amino acids.